AGGAGGGGACGCGUCUAGCCGGCCGAGAGCAGUAGCGCGCAGGCGCGGUGGCGGCGGGCUGAGAUUUAAAGGGACAGGCGCAGAGGCUGUGACCCCUUUUUGGGGUUUCCUUCCCCCCCCUAAUUUUCUUCGGGGCGUGGGCGCGUCAGUCUGGGAAGAUGGUGUGCGGGGGCUUCGCUUGCUCACGCAACGCGCUGUGCGCCCUCAACGUCGUGUAUGUGCUAGUCGGGCUCCUGCUGAUUGGCGUGGCUGCCUGGGGGAAAGGCUUCGGCAUUGUCUCCAGCAUCCACAUCAUUGGAGGGGUCCUUGCUGUGGGCUUCUUCCUGCUUCUCAUCGCCAUCGUGGGGCUCAUCGGUGCUGUCAACCACCACCAAGUCAUGCUCUUCUUUGUAUCCUUCUCUGUUGCUGUUGGCAAAGGGAGCUGCAUCUCCCCCAAGAUCAGCCCUGCCAAAACUCAUGCUAUGUGAUCUUGCUGGGCUCUG
Messenger RNA from Sphaerodactylus townsendi, 482 nucleotides. RefSeq names its product tetraspanin-31-like. The coding region runs from base 159 to 467 and encodes 102 amino acids. NCBI's taxonomy places the organism in Eukaryota, Metazoa, Chordata, Lepidosauria, Squamata, Sphaerodactylidae. The record is from RefSeq and is a predicted model, not a curated record. The transcript has 2 exons.